This is a messenger RNA of Symphalangus syndactylus (siamang), 2506 nucleotides long. RefSeq names its product zinc finger C2HC-type containing 1C (gene ZC2HC1C). Lineage: Eukaryota; Metazoa; Chordata; Mammalia; Primates; Hylobatidae. The record is from RefSeq and is a predicted model, not a curated record.
GAUUUCGCGGCGAGGGGCGGAGCUUGGCGCGCCAGUGACUCGGUCUCCAGGCACCGGGAAUAACAGAAGCCAGCUGAGAGCGCCUGCGCGGCUGUCGGUUGAGGGGGAGGUCAGGCGUCAGUCCAGGCCCUGAAUGGCUGGUCUCCAGCGGUUGGCGUCACAUCUGCCUGUGGGCGUUAUGCUCCCACAUAAUACAACAGAAGCUCCAGGGCCCCACUCAGCCAAGCAAGACUCUUACGAACAAGGUGACUCUUCCUAGCAGUCCUUGAAGGGGCACCUGAGGAACAAUUUCCAGAAGCAGCUUUUGAGCAACAAAGAGUUGACUCUGGAUAAAGUCUAUACUCACCCCAAAUGGAACACCCACACAAAAGCCCGGAGCUACUCCUAUCCCCACUGUACUGGAAUCAGCCAGCAAGAUCCAGAAAGUGAUUCCCAGGGCCAAGGAAAUGGUUUGUUUUACUCGUCAGGCCUUCAAUUCUGGUAUCCCAAAGCCAAUAACCAGGACUUUAUCCCCUUUACAAAGAAACGAGUUGGAGUGGACCGGGCGUACCCACUGAAACCCGUGGUCCACAGGAAGUCGUGCAGUACAGGUGAGGCUGGCACUGAUGGGGACCAUAAUGUCUACCCAAGGCCCCCUGAGCCGAGAGAGUUUUUAUCCAGGAACUUUGGUGUGAGGAACCAGGUCAACUUUUCUGUGGCUGGUACUGUUCUUGCUGCCAUGCAGGUGGAGAAGGCCGUGGCAAACUUUGACAGGAUGGAAUGGGUGCAGAUCCGAAGACUAGAAGCUGCAGGGGAGAGCUUAGAGGAGGAAAUCCGAAGAAAGCAGAUUCUCCUGAGGGGAAAGCUGAAGAAGACAGAGGAGGAACUCAGAAGGAUCCAGACGCAAAAGGAACAGGCCAUGGAAAAUGAAAACAGAGAGCUACAGAAAAUUAUACUCCCCAGGAGCAGAGUUAAAGGUAAUAACAGCAACACCAUGUACAAACCUAUCUUCUCCCCAGAAUUUGAGUUUGAGGAAGAAUUUAGUAGAGACAGGAGAGAGGAUGAAACUUGGGGACGGUCUCAACAAAAUUCAAGUCCAUUCCAGCUCUCUGAUUAUAGAAUCCAGAGGCUCAAAAGGGAAAGGCUGGUAGCAAGCAAUAACAAAAUUCGAGACCGAGUCUCAGAGCCGUCGAUGGAGAAGUUCUCCCCGCCUUCAGAAACACCAGGUGGUGCUUUGCAGGGAUCCGCCAGAAAUUCCAGCCUGUCCAUGGCACCAUACUCCUCAGAUUCCAGCGGCUCCAUUGAAGAGCCACAGAUGGGUGAGUGCAGCCACUGUGGGCGCAAAUUCCUCUUGUUCAGGCUGGAGAGACACUCCAACAUCUGCAGCAGGAUGCAGGGUUCCAAGAGGAAAGUGUUUGACUCUUCCAGGGCCCAGGCUAAGGGCACAGAACUAGAGCAGUACUUGAACUGGAAGGGGCCAGCUUCAGCCCAGAGUACUCAAGAACAGGUGAUUUUCCUGGUAUCCUUUAAUCUUCACGUAACUUUCAGCAGACGUGCACCCCAUCUCUCUCCUGGACUGCUGAACCUCCUCAGAAGAGCAACUGGAGACAGAAGCAUGAAUCUUUUAUCCAUACGCUCCGCCAGGCUCGAGAGGUCCAGCAGCAGCCUGAAAUGAGCCUGAGAAGGCAUAGCAAGAGACAGGAGGAAAGCCAAGAGAACACGCUAUCACAGAAGGCAAGUGAAGACAAAGCUUCAAGAAGGAGGGAGUGGUCAACUAUUUCAAAUGCUGCCGAGAGGUCAAGCUAGCCUUAAAGUAUGCUGGCUUGGAACACACACCAGAACUGCAGAUGGAUUUCUGAUGGAUGAAUCACCUUCAGCAACCCCAGCAAGUUCUCAUUAAAUGUUUACCCUAAAGUAUAAUUUGCCAUAAUUUAAAACAGAGAAAUAUGGAAGAAUUAUCACCAAUCCAGACAUAGAAGUACUCAAGAGUAACAGAACAUACACCUAAAAUGGUUUCUGCUAGCCUUUAUUUGAGAAAAUUUACACAAAAAUCCCCAAUCCAACAUUUACAAGUGAAUCUGUAUAAACCCCAUAUGCCUCUUUCCCAAACAAACCGAGAAAUGGCUUUAUGACAGGGGUCCAUGACAAUGGUAUAACAAGGCUUACUUAAACUGCAUCAUUCUCAUUUAUAUUAUACAGACCAUUUUGGAUAAUAUGCUCAAAAAUGGAGGAAAGCACAUAACACCCCUGAUUUUAAAGCUUAUUUGCUCUUGUAUCAGUCUUUUGUCAAAGGCAAAUACUUUUACUUUUUAGAUGAAACCAAAAUGUAAUAUCAAUUAACUUUUAAACCAAAAGCACAAAGUGUCCCAGUUGAUAGUUUUGGCAUGAGUAAAGGGAAGGGACAUGAAAGAAUGUCAACUCCUACAAAGCUUAAGUUUGGGGUCACAUUUGGGAACAAAAGCAUCAACGAAAUAAAAUAUUCUCUUCUCCUAUCUUCUUGACAUUUUGUCACAUCAGAAGAACAUAA